GGGAGCGGCGCGGGCAUAAAUAGAAGCGGCGGCGGCGGGAGCUGGCGCAGCGCAACAGAGCGCGGCAGGCAGGGGACGGUUCCUCGGCUCACUGCUCUGGCCAGAGGGUUAGGAGGGAGGCGACCGGGAGGACACACGCCAGCCAGGCAGGGAGAGCGCGCGGACUUUGGCACGCACGCAGCCCAGUCUGCCCAGAGGCGAGGAUAGGGAGCUGGCACCCGAGUCUCCCCUGACUCCCCUCAAGUCAAGUCAGCCUCCAGCUGGGUCUGCCCUCCUUCCUCUCUUGCACUGCUGCAAGUUUCAAGCAGCCUUUGCUGGCGAUCGGGACCCGGGGCGUCCUCACCCCCCCACCCACAAGGCACUAGGUGUGUUCGGAGCCCUUGGACAGAACCCGACCGAAAUCUUUCCUUGCUUAUUACGAUGCCGGCGGACACCCUGGAGAAGCCGAGGGCCUCUCCCCUGGCCGGAGCGCCCGCCAGCGCCAGCCAGACUCCAGACAAGCCUAAGAGCGCGAGCGAACACCGCAAGUCGUCCAAGCCUAUCAUGGAGAAGCGGCGGCGAGCGCGGAUCAAUGAGAGUUUGGGCCAGCUCAAGACCCUCAUCCUGGACGCGCUAAAGAAAGAUAGCUCCCGCCACUCGAAGCUGGAGAAGGCAGACAUCCUAGAAAUGACUGUCAAGCAUCUGAGGAGCCUGCAGAGGGUCCAAGUGACAGCCGCCCUCAGCGGUGACCCGAGCGUCCUGGGCAAAUACCGCGCCGGCUUCAAUGAAUGCAUGAACGAGGUGACCCGCUUCUUGUCCUCUUGCGACGGGGUUACUUCGGACGUGCGCUCCCGCCUCCUGAGCCACCUCGCCGCCUGUCUCAACCAGCUCGGACCCGUGCGAUACACGCCGCCUGGAGUGGUCCAGCCCCCGCAUCUGUCUCAACCGCUGCACGUCCAGCUGCCCGGGGCCGCGGCUACCGCUUCUGCCCAGUGCAAAAUGAGCCCAGCCGGAGCCUUGUCGCCCAAAGUGUACAGCGGCUUCCACCUGGUGCCCGCCCACGACGGCCAGGCGGUAGCUUUCCUCAUCCCCAACCCCGCCUUCGGGCCUGCCCCGGGCUCGCUGCUCCCGACCUACGCCGGUGCCGCGGCGGCUGGGGGAGGUCCCACGUCCGGAGGGGCGCCCCCCGCAGCCGGAGGCGCCACCAGCUCCCCGGUGCACGGCCUCACCUCCCUAGGAGGCAGCGGGCCGCGGGCGAGCAGCCCGGCGGAGGACAGAUGCGACCCUGUCUGGAGGCCGUGGUGAGCCCCGGCAGCCGCUGUCAAACCUCUUGCUCAGACUUGUCCGGAAGGAGGAGCCGCCGCCCCCCACCCCCACCCCAGGCCCGCCCUUUCCCGAGGGAAGCCUCCCUUGUUCAUUAGUUCCGUUUUAUGGGACGCUCGAAUGUGUCAAGCAGAACAGACUUUAUUUAUUUCCACAGGCUGGAAUUCCCGCGUCGUUGAGUCGUGACUUGAUCUUAGUGUCAAUGUUGUUUUUUUAUAUAAAUGCCUUCUUGGAAA
This is a messenger RNA of Dromiciops gliroides (monito del monte), 1538 nucleotides long. RefSeq names its product hes family bHLH transcription factor 4 (gene HES4). The record is from RefSeq and is a predicted model, not a curated record. The transcript is spliced from 4 exons. Gene Ontology annotation, biological process: regulation of neurogenesis; anterior/posterior pattern specification; regulation of transcription by RNA polymerase II. Gene Ontology annotation, molecular function: RNA polymerase II cis-regulatory region sequence-specific DNA binding; DNA-binding transcription factor activity, RNA polymerase II-specific; protein dimerization activity. The coding region runs from base 421 to 1284 and encodes 287 amino acids. Gene Ontology annotation, cellular component: nucleus. NCBI's taxonomy places the organism in Eukaryota, Metazoa, Chordata, Mammalia, Microbiotheria, Microbiotheriidae.